UUCGAAUUAUCACGGGAAGAUAAUAUCGGAGUCUUUUUUGUCGACCUCAUGCCUGGGUACCUUGUAACCUUGGCAAUGGGCUUAUUUGAAAAUGGCGUCCGAACAGUGGUUGAGUGUUUUACAGAAAGCCAAGAAGACAGCUAUUAUUCAAGACGGAAAACGCAAAGUUCAUUUUUUACUGGAAGAUGGUAGGGAACUUGUAGAAGAGUACAACCUGGAGACGAAUGUCGUGACGAGAAGAGCAUGGAGAGAAAAGGGGAAACUGGGUCAGGAUGUUGGGUGGGUAGUGGAGAUUGGAGAUCCAGAACCUAAAAGAGAGGACAAUCUGGACAUCAGUGGCAUUCGAGAAAGUUCGUCUGCUCCCAUCGUGUCCAGGAGAAUCACAAAAACUGGCUUAGAAUGGAGGAUAAGAAACCUUCCCUAUCCCAAGGAGGUUUACUCCAUCACUGCUGACGGUGGACUCCUGAUUGUUCGUACGAGUAACAAAAAAUACUUCAAGAAACUGAACAUUCCAGAUCUGGACAGAGUGGGCCUGAAGCCUGACCAGGACAGAAUCUCUUUUACACAUCAGUUCAAUACUCUAGUCAUAACGUACAAGAAACCUGCAGCUCUCCUCGAUCUCGAAAAGAAAAUUCUGACCGAGGUGAUGAACCUGAAAGCCUCCAGCGAGGGAGACGUGCAAUGUCCAACGAGUUAAUUAAUAAAAAAAAACAAAAAUUAAUUUUAUCAGAUG
This is a messenger RNA of Diachasmimorpha longicaudata, 733 nucleotides long. RefSeq names its product protein DPCD. The transcript is spliced from 4 exons. Bases 92 to 697 code for a protein of 201 amino acids. NCBI's taxonomy places the organism in Eukaryota, Metazoa, Arthropoda, Insecta, Hymenoptera, Braconidae. The record is from RefSeq and is a predicted model, not a curated record.